Molecule: messenger RNA, 1798 nt
Organism: Phacochoerus africanus (Common warthog)
Lineage: Eukaryota; Metazoa; Chordata; Mammalia; Artiodactyla; Suidae
Gene: GPKOW
Product: G-patch domain and KOW motifs
Exons: 12
Coding region: 123-1568 (481 amino acids)
Biological process (GO): mRNA splicing, via spliceosome
Cellular component (GO): spliceosomal complex
Molecular function (GO): nucleic acid binding
Source: RefSeq, a predicted model, not a curated record
GCCGCUGGCGUCCGUGCGUCCAGCGGGCCGAGCACAGGUCAUGGAGCCGCGCGCGGGGGGCGCCACAGACCCUAGGGGGAGCGGAGGAGCAGGCAGUGCGCCGGCCUGGGAAGUGGAGCAAGAUGGCGGACGCCAAAGAUGGUGUUUUGCGGCCGGCGGGAUCCUCCACCGCCCCAGUUUCAUUCAGCUUCAGUCGGACGUCCAACCGGAAACGCUUGGCAGGAGACGCGGCUCCGGAGGAGAAGGAUUUCUUGAAGACCGUUGAAGGGAGGGAGCUGCAGAGUGUGAAGCCUUCAGAAGCCCCCACGGAGCUUGUCAUCCCUUUGAUCAAGAAUGGCCACCGCAGGCAGCCAACCACCCAGGCCCCUGGGCCAUCCACACUUCCUGAGGUCUUGGCAGAUGGGAUGCUGUCCCAGGCUGUGAAGGAGAUCAUCGAGGAAUCCAAGAAGUCCCUGGAGGAGAGAGAGAAUGCGGGUGUCGACCCCACGCUCGCUAUCCCCAUGAUCCAGAAAGGAUGCACCCCAGCGCAUCCUGGGCAAGGGGCAGACAGCGAACCCCGGGCUGAGACAGUGCCGGAGGAGGCUGAUUACGAGGCAGUCCCUGUGGAGGCCUAUGGGCUGGCCAUGCUGCGGGGCAUGGGCUGGAAACCCGGCGAGGGCAUUGGCCGCACCUUCAAUCAAGUGGUGAAGCCCCGUGUCAACUCACUGAGGCCCAAGGGGUUAGGGCUGGGUGCCAACCUGACUGAGGUCCAGGCCCUGGCCCCCUCCAGCCCCCACCGCCUGCCAAGGCCAGAUGAGGAACGAGAGAAAGAUAAGGAAGACCAGCCUCGAGGACUGGUGCCUGGAGGAGCUGUGGUGGUUCUUUCUGGCCCUCAUCGAGGCCUUUAUGGAAAGAUAGAAGGCCUUGAUCCUGACAAUGUUCGGGCCAUGGUCCGCCUGGCCGUGGGGAGCCGCAUGGUGACUGUUAGUGAGUACUGCCUGCGGCCUGUCUCCCAGCAGGAGUUUGACAAGAACUCCUUGGAUCUCGGCCAGGUGAGCCAAACUUCCCCGGAGCGGCAGAAUGGAACAGCCUCCUCCUGGAAGGCCCUGCGGGAUCAGGACCUCCACGUCCGGCGGGAGGACUCAGAGAGGAAGCGGAAACACCUUCCAGACCGACCAGAUGGGCCUGUGGCCAAGAGUGAGAAAGCAGCCCCCAGGAGCCAGCACUGGCUGCACAGGGACCUGCGCGUGCGGUUUGUGGACAAGCAGCACAAGGGUGGCCAGUAUUACAAUACCAAGAUGACAGUUGAAGAUGUCCUGAGCCCAGAUACCUGUGUGUGUCGGACAGAUGAGGGCCAGGUCCUAGAAGGCCUGAGGGAAGACAUGCUGGAGACCCUGGUCCCCAAGGUCGAGGGCCACCGGGUGAUGGUGGUGCUGGGGCCACGGGCUGGAAGGGUGGGCCGUCUGCUGGAACGGGACAGAGAGCGGAGCCGGGCGCUGGUGCAGCUGCGGAGAGAAAAUCAGGUGGUGGAGCUUCACUAUGAUGCCAUCUGCCAGUAUGUGGGCCCCAGCGACUCGGAUGAAGACUGACCUGUGGACACACUCCCAUCUGCUGGCCCUUACCAACCCCGUACAGUGUGAAAGCCAGCUUUCGCGAAGGUGGGGAGGUCAUGAUUCAGCCCUCCACUUGCAGUGCAGCCCUGGGGCAGGGACAGGGCACAGCUGGAUGGACCAGAAGGGAGGCUAGAAACAAACCCAGUGUUUACCAUAAGUUAGUAUGUAUAUAAUAAAAAAACAACUCAAAGACUUGGUAAAAUGAA